ACCCACCUUCCUGGCCACCCACCUUCCUGGCCACCCACCUUCCUGGCCACCCACCUUCCUGGCCACCCACCUUCCUGGCCACCCACCUUCCUGGCCACCCACCUUCCUGGCCACCCACCUUCCUGGCCACCCAUUCUGCCAACUACAACAACCUUCGGUAUAACAGAUUAUCGUCGGUAUUGGCUAUUAUUAUAA
Pseudomassariella vexata is the source of this 195-nucleotide messenger RNA. RefSeq lists its product as uncharacterized. NCBI's taxonomy places the organism in Eukaryota, Fungi, Ascomycota, Sordariomycetes, Amphisphaeriales, Pseudomassariaceae. The annotation marks the transcript as partial. The record is from RefSeq and is a predicted model, not a curated record. The transcript has a single exon.